AUGAGUACCUUUCUCCAACCAGCAAUUGCAAUAACCGCUCUUCUUUUGCUCCAACUCUUUCCUCCUCCAACCAUGGCUGCCUGGUUUGCUUAUAUCACGGACGAGGAUGGUGAACCAAUGCUAAAUGGCGGAACAUAUUACAUCAUCGCCACCAAUGGUGGAGGCCUCGCCGUGGCACAAAAACCACAAACCUUGGCGUGCCCUCUCUUUAUAGCCCAAGAGAAAGAUGGUUCAUCUAUUGGCCACCCUUUCAAAAUCACUUCUCCAAUAAGCUCAAAGUACCUUCCGUUUGGUCCAACUGAAUUCUAUGUUGUUGACGACACUACCACCUGCACGAAGCCACUAGCGUGGCGAUUAACCACGGAUAAUGCAACCGGCCAAAUCUAUGUGGCUGCGGGUACUACUGAGUCGCUCGGGCCUAGUCCAUUCAGUAUAACAUUACCAUUCAGCGAUGUCCAACCAAAUGAAUAUGAGAUAUUCCAUUGUGACAACGUCAUAUGCAAACUUGCUGGAAUCUUUUGA
Molecule: messenger RNA, 522 nt
Organism: Chenopodium quinoa (quinoa)
Lineage: Eukaryota; Viridiplantae; Streptophyta; Magnoliopsida; Caryophyllales; Amaranthaceae
Product: trypsin inhibitor 2-like
Exons: 1
Coding region: 1-522 (173 amino acids)
Molecular function (GO): endopeptidase inhibitor activity
Source: RefSeq, a predicted model, not a curated record